UUCUGUCUCUGUUAUACUGUUCAAUUAUGCAGAUAGUGUUAGAUUUUGGAGGCAAAUAAACGUAGAUAUAUAGAUUUGUAUUUCACGAUGAUUCAAAGUUCUGAUUUUGCCUCAUUGGAUAAUACUAUUUCACCAACCGUACAAUCAUCAUUGACAGUUCCACCGCAAUCCAUCGUUCUGCAACCACAAAUGCAACCAGCUUCCUGUGCAAAUCCAAGAGAAAAAUACAAAAAUGUUUUAUUCAACCUAGGAAUUACUGAAGUCAUCUUGGGGUCGUUGUCUGUCAUUUUAUGUAUUGCAACAUUGGUAAUUGCUCGAACUAAAACAACAUAUCGGGAUUAUGACUUUGAUGACGAGCGUUCAUAUUAUUGGAGAAUCCGUUAUGACCUGAAUGAUCUCGGACAAGGAAUAUGGUGUGGAGCUGCUAUAAUAGCACCUGGUGUACUCGGAAUAAAAGCUCGAAAGCAUUCAUCCGUUUGCAUGUACGUUGCUAAUAUGGUUGUUGCCAUUGUUGCUUCUUUUUUUAUGGCAACUUUAUGUAUAAUAUCUAGUAUUUGUGCUGGAAUUGUGGAACCUAAAGAAUUUGCUGUUGGUUAUAUUGUUUUACACAGCAUUAUAGCAGUGAUUGGAUUUAUAGGAAUGGUAAUAUGUAUUGUACAUUCAUCAUUCUGUUGUGCUGGUGUUUGUUGCAUAAAGAAACCUUACCAAGGUGUUGUGAUGUACACUUCACAGCCAGCGUAUUCCCAGCCACAAAUGGUUCAACUUGCAAAUGGUCAGUAUAUGAUGGUUUCAGUCAAUGUUCCCCAGAACUACCCAGCACUGCAGAUGCCUGGACCUUCUUAUUAUAAUGCUAACCAAAUGCCUCAACAAACUGAAGGGGUUUCGCUCUACCCACCGACCCAACCAAUGACAAAAGAGCAAGAGGCACAGCUUAACCCACCAGAAUACACUGCUCAUUCGUCGCAAAAUCCUCCAUUGCUAAAUUGACAGGUUGUGGUGUAAAUAUUACUUUUUCGAAUCCAACACAUAUCACACAAUUAUAAUCAUGAACUACGGUAUUUAUUCAAUCAUUCAUGUUUAUAUUUUGUUCCAUUUCAAAGUAAAAUAUUUAUAAUAUAUUUGUUUCUUAUUUUUGUUUAUUGAGCAUGAGCACCAAUCUUAGCUAUAUAGCAACCUGAGGUGUACUCUGUUCUGACUGUCCAAGAGUCUAUAAUAGUGGUUCCCAAGCAGCGGGCCAAUUACAGUCUGUGAAAGAUUUAAUAUGGCCUGCCGAACUUGAGUGAAAUAACUGUAACAAUUACGUUUUUUUCUGCAAUCUGGAUAGCUCCGAUUGUUAAUAAAGCAUGUGUAUAUUCGUAACACUUUAAUAUCGGCACGUUGCACACUCCUUUUUUCUUCAACAAUUCAAAUAUACCGGUAUCCUAAUUGUAUGUACCGGUAUCAGCCCCUUGCGGGCGCUCCGCUCAAAUUCUGGCUAAUCUAAUUUUACUUCUGGGACCACUGUGCUAAACAAUACAAUCUGAACAAUCCGACCUUGAAAAUCUCUCUUUGCCUGCUAAUUAUACCUUUCAUUUACGGUAUAUGAUAAAUGGUAAGAACUACAAGCACAAUAAGAUCCAUUGAUAAACAAUGACAAAGAAUUUUUAAUUGUUACCACAACAAACUCGGGCGAGAAUUUUUGGACACCCUGUAUAGUAGACAUGGGCAAAGUACGGCCCGCGGGCCAAAUAUGGCCCACUGGGUAAUUCAAUCU
Styela clava is the source of this 1753-nucleotide messenger RNA. RefSeq lists its product as uncharacterized. Gene Ontology annotation, cellular component: membrane. The record is from RefSeq and is a predicted model, not a curated record. Lineage: Eukaryota; Metazoa; Chordata; Ascidiacea; Stolidobranchia; Styelidae.